Molecule: messenger RNA, 4149 nt
Organism: Zerene cesonia (dogface butterfly)
Lineage: Eukaryota; Metazoa; Arthropoda; Insecta; Lepidoptera; Pieridae
Gene: GCS2alpha
Product: neutral alpha-glucosidase AB
Exons: 20
Coding region: 164-2932 (922 amino acids)
Biological process (GO): N-glycan processing; carbohydrate metabolic process
Molecular function (GO): carbohydrate binding; alpha-glucosidase activity
Source: RefSeq, a predicted model, not a curated record
GUCAAACAGAUUUCCUCCACGUAACGCAGGCGUGCGUUUCAUCGGUUUAUUUCCCGAUUUUGCUGAUAUAAUAUCAAGCACCGGCUGAAAUGAUUUUCUAAAAACAAAUCCUUAUUAAGUAUUCUCUAAGAAAAUUUAUCGCAUCAAUCCAGUUUCGGCCAGAAUGAAGGCUGUGAAACUAUUACUAAUUGCUGUUUUGGCAAUUAAUAGUACUUUAGGGGUAGAUAGGAACAAUUUCAAAACAUGUGAACAAUCAGGAUUUUGUAAAAGAUUACGAGCAUUAAAACCAGAGAAAUCGCUAUAUUCUCUAAAUAUAGAUAGUGUAUUUGUGCAUGGAAAUGUUCUUUCCGCUGAAGUUGUUACCGUUGAUACGGAAGGAGAGAAGAAGAAUAUCUUGUGGCAUUAUGCCCUCAAGCUGUCAGCAUUAGUCGAUGGAACAUUCAGAGUGGAAAUUGACGAAGCUGACCCACUGUAUCCCCGAUACAGGACUCAACUGGCACUCGAUGGAGAGCCGAAGGGUGAUGAAUUGAAACUUCUCUCCAACGAAGGGGGCAAGCUGACGCUGAAGAACUCGCAGGGUCACCAGGUGGUCAUCACCGCGGAGCCGCUGAAGUUGGAGUUCCUCGAUAGAAACGGCGAAACGGCCGUUGUGUUGAACGAGAACGCUCAGCUGUUCGUCGAACCGCUGCAGGUGAGGCGCUCUGGUGAUGACGACGAGGGGAACCAAGUCGAUGACGAAGGCGCCUGGAGUGAGAAUUUCAAAUCCCACCACGACAGCAAACCGCGGGGCAACGAAGCUGUGUCGCUCGACAUUGGGUUCCCUGACGCUGAUCAGGUUUAUGGUAUACCCGAACAUACGGACAGAUUCCACUUGAAAACAACAACGUCCGGCGAACCAUACAGAUUGUACAAUCUGGAUGUUUUUGAAUUCGAAUUGGACAGCCGGAUGGCGUUGUAUGGCGCCAUACCGGUGAUGUAUGCUCACGGCUCGAAGCGCACAGUGGGCGUCUUCUGGCACAACUCGGCGGAAACGUGGACGGACGUGGUCAACUACGCCGAUGGUACAGUGGUGGCGUCGCUCGUCAGCCUGGUCACGGGUUCGCAGAACCGGCGCGUCGACGCCAGAUUCAUGAGCGAGAGCGGCAUAGUGGACCUGUUCGUGAUGCUGGGGGACACGCCCACCGACGUGUUCCGGCAGUACACUCGGCUCACCGGCCCCGCGCCGCUGCCGCCUAAAUUCUCGCUGUCGUACCACCAGUCGCGCUGGAACUACGUGGACGAGGCCGACGUGCGCGCCGUGGACGAGGGCUUCGACCGGCACGACAUCCCGCUCGACGUCAUCUGGCUGGACAUCGAGUACACCGACGCCAAAAAAUACUUCACAUGGGACCCGAUUAAAUUCCCGACCCCCUCGGAAAUGGUGGCCAACCUCACGGCCAAGGGUAGGAAAAUGGUCGUCAUCAUCGAUCCGCACAUUAAGCGUGAGGCUGGAUACUUCCUGCACGAGGACGCCACGGAACUGGGGCUCUACGUCAAGGACAAGGAUGGGAAGGAUUAUGACGGCUGGUGCUGGCCCGGCUCCUCAUCAUACCUGGACUUCUUCAACCCAGCGGCGCACAAGUACUACGCGGACAGGUUCCUGUUCGAGAACUUCCCGGGCACCAGCGAGGACGUCCACCUGUGGAACGACAUGAAUGAGCCAAGCGUGUUCAGCGGACCAGAAAUAACGAUGCCGAAAGAUUGCCGUCACUAUAAACCACCUCAAGAUGGACAAGACGGUAUAGCUUCGUUCUGGGAACACAGGCACGUGCACAACGAGUACGGGCUGUCGCACAUCCGCGCCACGCACGCGGGGCUGCUGGCGCGCGCCGCCGCCCGCCGCCGCCCCUUCAUCCUCUCGCGCUCCGUCUUCGCCGGCACGCAGAGAUAUGCAGCGGUGUGGACGGGCGACAACAUGGCGGAGUGGGGAUUUUUGGCUGCGUCGAUAACGAUGUGCCUCUCGCUCGCGAGCGCCGGUGUCUCGUUCUGCGGCUCUGAUGUUGGAGGCUUCUUUAAGUAUCCGGAAGCUGAGCUCAUGACCAGAUGGUACCAGGCGGGCGCGUUCCAGCCGUUCAUGCGCGCGCACUCGCACAUCGAGACGAAGCGCCGCGAGCCCUGGCUGUACGACGCGAGCGCGCUGGCGCGCAUCCGGGAUGCUGUGCGCCGGAGAUACGCUCUGCUCGACUAUUGGUACACGCUGUUCUACGAGCACACGCUAGAUGGCGCCCCGGUGAUGCGCCCGCUGUUCCAGCACUAUCCGAAGGAGCAGGACACCUACACCAUCGACGAUGCCUAUUUGUUAGGUGAUAAACUGCUAGUCCGCCCGGUGGUCGAGCCCGGCGUGUCGUCCGUGAAAGUGUACCUGCCGGGAGCCGAAUCGCGGACCGUGUGGUACGACGUCGACUCGUUCCAGCCGCACCGCGCCAACGGGUACAUGACCCAGGAGGUCACUAUGGCUAAGAUCCCGGUGUACCAGCGCGGCGGCAGCGUGCUCCCGCGCAAGGAGCGGGUUCGACGCUCGUCGCCGCUCAUGGAGAACGACCCCUACACGUUCGUGGUCGCUUUGGAUGAUAAUAACACAGCUAGCGGCACCCUGUAUAUAGACGACGGAGAAACGUACGAGUAUAAAAACAACAAAUUCAUUUACGCUAAAAUAACCUACGAACCGACCUCCAUGAAAUACACUAUCACCAGCGGCAAUUAUGCGACUCGCACUUGGCUAGAGCGUAUCGUGAUAGCGGGUAUAAAGUCGCCUCCCAAGUCGGCUAAACUCAUCCAAAACGGUCAAGCCACACCCCUGCAAAUGACUAUACAUCGCGGUAACGACGUACUUGUCGUGAGGAAACCCGCGGCGCAAAUGAGUGCAGAUUGGGAAAUACAAUUCACUUUUUAGUAUAAUAUAGUCUGAGAGCUUGUGAACUUAGUUGUAUAUGGAAUUUAGUAAAAAAUAAAAAGUAUGGGAUUUAAUUUUUUUAAUGUAAUUGUAAUUGUGAAUCACUGCCCUUUAAACUGUGUGGUUUAACUAUUCGUAUCUCCUUAAUAUUACUAUUAAUCUAAAUUUAAUAAUUAUUAGCUUUGAACUUUAAAUUAUUGAAAUAAGUAUUAUAUUAUGAAAUAAAUGUUAUAGCGUAUUGUAUAAGUUGUCCCCGGACCUCUCAACAGAGUUUGUAUGACGUCAACUUUUUUUUUUCAAUUUACAUAAUACAGAAGGCUUAAGAAUUCGCAUAUAUAUUAAAAAUAAAAUUCGGUCUCGGAAUGUGUCUCAAGUCUUUUUGUGUUCUGCUAAAUUGUGAUAUAAAAUAUGUUAAAAUAAUAUGUGUUAAAAGCACAGUAGGAAGUGGUUUAUUUUUGAAAGGUGAGGUUUUAUAAUGCCUGUUUCCAUUAUAAGAAAUGUUGUAUGUAGAUGCGGUGUUCAGACAAUGAUACGUAGAGUUCACAAGCUCUCGUUAAAGGACGUAAUAGCGUUACAUAAGUAGACUAAAUACAAAAUAAUUUCUCAUUUCUGCGUGCGAAUAUUGAUUUUUAUAUACAUCACGAUCAAGUCAUUUUAAAUAUGUAUUAGUGUUUAUAUGAUAUAAAAUCAAUUAAAUUUUAAGGGUUAAAAAUAGAAAUGAUUGUAUUUUAAAUAUUGUGUAUGUAGUAUAAAAAGUCACCAACUCUUAUAUUAAAAAAAUAAUUAAUAGAAACUAUAAUAUUCCGCUCGCAGUAAUGGCCCCAGACCUCUCCGUAUCUAUGAUACUUGGUAAAUUUAAACAAAUCCAGUGUUCAAUACUCAACACUGUGUUUACAUUUAUUGAUGUUACGUGAAUUUUAAUUAUUAAAAAGUAUUCGGUGUAGUUUUCGUUUAGAAAUUUGUUGUUGCUGAUUUUAAAUAUAAUUAUUUAUCUGCGGUACAUAUGAUUUUCUUUUUACUAACAAAUUUUAUACGAAUUUCACGCAAUCAAAAUUGCAUUUUUAUAAUGUAAGUUAAUCAGUGAUUUAUAAAUUUACAUUUUUUUUUUGUAUUUUAGUUAUGUUGUCUAUAUUGAAUACUUCAUAUUUCUAAACGAAUAUUACACUAAAUUCGAAGAGUAGAUGUAUCUUGUGAUAAUAAGACAAUUUUUAAAUAUU